AAGUCUCUAACUCGACAGGUAAAAGCAAGGUGAGUGAAGAGUAGAAAACCCGAAACCAUUUACUAUCAUGACUGGGAGCAGUCUCACCUGACUUCCUGCUAACUACUUGUUACUGGGUGUUGUAGGCUAUUUGAAAACAGAAAAUUAACGCAGGACGAGCUCAGCUUUGCCGGCCAUCAGCGCGAUGUUGAAUCCUAUAAGUAGCGGGCGCAAAGCGCUGGGAAAGCUUGCAACGCGCCUGGAAGAGGUGAAGAACCUAUGGCGGCCCACUUCCACGUUAGAGCUGAGCCAUAAUGAAGCAGCACGUCUCGCCACGGACGCGCUUCUCGAGUCCGGAGAGAAAGAAUACCGGCGGGUUUUAACUGAGGAAAAAGAGCUCAACUUUCUCUCUACACUAGAAAUUCGCUAUAUUACUGAACAUCAGGCUAAGACCGGGAAACCCGAGAACGGCUCUAAUGGAGUGGGAGACUUUGGAGAAGGAGACACAGUUUCAGAGCUCACUUCAGGAACUUAUUUCCCCAUGAUGUCAGAUGAAGAGCCGCCUAUGCUGGAGCUCGGCUGGCCCGAGGUGUCCAACCGCCACGGGCCCUGCGAGACCCAGAUCUACUUCCAAAGAGACAAGUCGAAAAAUGUCAAAGAUUUGGUUCGAUCCCUAAUCAGUAAGGCCAAGAAGGUCAUUGCCUUGGUCAUGGACAUUUUCACCGAUGUGGACUUAUUUUGUGACUUGCUUGAGGCCUCCCUCAAACGCAAAGUUCCUGUGUAUAUUCUGCUUGAUGAGAAGAAUCUCAGUUAUUUCAUUGACCUGUGCAAUACACUAGAUAUCCAGCACUCGCACUUAAAUAAUAUGCGGAUACGAAGUGUGUGUGGAGACACAUAUUGCACCAAAAGUGGGAAGAAAUUUACAGGACAGGUGCAGGAAAAGUUCAUGAUCAUUGAUUGCGAGGAAGUAAUAGCUGGAUCAUACAGUUUUACUUGGCUGGCUGCUCAGGUGCACAGCAACAUGGUUUUGCACUUUUCAGGACGCAUUGCUGAAAGCUUUGAUCGGGAAUUCCGUUGCCUCUAUGCGGACUCGCAAAUCAUUGAGCACUUCUAUAACCCUGAUGAGGAAGGUGUUACCCACUACAGUUAUGGCAUGUUGGUACACAACAUGGACAUUUUCCAAGAUAGAGGAACUAGAGAGAGGGAGAGGGUUUGCUCAGAAAACUCCAGUAGCCAGUCCAGCAACAGUGUCUCCAGCAUUAAAGCAGCUCCAUGCAUAACCCCUCAAGUCUACAAGGUCACCCAGGAAAAGAAGGAUGCUGGCACAAACAAGAGUUUAGAGAAGCGGGGUGUUUCAAAUUCAGGAGUUCAGAUGCCUCAAGGAAGUCACACUGGCAGAGGAUCUCACAAUGAUUCCCUGCAGAAUCCAGUAAUGGAAUGUUCAACAUCUGGAAUGGAAUGGGCCAAAGCAGGAGUCUUCCAAACCAACCUUUCAGGACCAACAUCCAAAUUUCAAGCCCUGGAUCUCUAUGACCACAAGAAUGCCUUGCCCAGUGCAGCCAAAGCACAACCACAUCCUCUAAUGGAGAACAAAAUGCCCAAAGUACGCAGUCCUACUAGUCCUUUUUUAAACAAAUUUACUGACCUCUUCUCCUUGUCAGCCAAAGACAAGGACCCCUAUGUGUUACAUAGGCCACCUCCAUAUAGUACAGCUUUUGGGGGUCCAGAUCUCUCACAAAAUGAGCCUGAAAGUAGUCAAAGUCCUCCUCCACCAGCGCCUUUGCCCAAAGAACGGGUAGGUCAGGAUGGCAGAAUCAUCCGUGGGGAUGAGAAGCGCAUGACAUUGGGACACAGCAAGCUAGACCUCGUCAACCAUUAUAACCAAAUGAAAUCGAAGCAGGUGUACAGCCGAUUUGAACUGAAGAACAAUUGACCUCUUCACACCUGAUUAUUUAGCUCAUGUAGGUUUAAGCCAUAAUUCAUCUGCAGGCUUAAAGUCUAGUAGAAUGUGGUAUUGUCUGCUUCAUUUGUUACACAACAGAAGGCAAGAAAGCAUUUUUUGGAAGGCUGUGACCUUUUUUUUUUUUUUAUAACCAGGUUUGAUUAACAGUUUAAUACUUUGAUAAUUAACUGCUGUGUAUAAGAGAGCAUUACGUAAUUGGUGCAUUUGACAUUCAGGGUGUUUCAACAAGACCACCAGUAAUUUUCAUGGCAAACAAGAUGGUAGAAAGAUGGUAUUACUCUCUUAAGUGGCAUGGUUCUUUCCUUUACUUGAAAUAUUCCAUUUCCAAGUUUGUUGUCUUCCAGCUGUUCGUGUAUUUAUACUGUGACUUUCAACUUUUAAGAAAUUGUACUCAAACAUCAAAACAUGGCAUGAUAGGUCUAUACUGCAGUAUAGAUGUGUGUGUGUGUGUGUGUGUGUGUGUGUGUGUGUGUGUGUGUGUGUGUGUGUGUGUGUGUGUGAGUGAGAUGGAGCUACUUCAGCAAAAGGUGGGUUUUUUUCAAAACCUUUUUUUUUGUACUAAUUUUUACAAGAGGUGGAAAUAAUCAUGGAGGUAGGUGUAAAAACACGAACCUAGUCACUUCACUAUGUUUCACUGUGAUUAAGACUUUAAGUGCAUUGUAACAUACAUGACAGUUUCAUAAGAGUUCAAAACCCAAUUUAAUCAAAAUGCUGAUAGUGUGCCUACACUGGAAAUGAGUCAGCAGGAAGAUGUAAAUUUGCAUUGUUUUGUUUGAUCUUGAUCACAGACAAGGCAUUGCUUCUAAAUCUUGGUUUUAACAAACUGUUGGGACUGGCAGUCACAAAAAUGCAAUUCUCAUACAUAGUAAUGCAGACUUAAUUACAGAAAGGUACAAAACCAUUUUAUUAUGCUUGGCAUCUAUUUGUGUACUGGGUGGCGUAUUAUGUACAGUAUGAAAUUGUCCUUUUCCUGUCCAGUUUCAAAACAUUGUCACCUGUCUCUCUCUCUUUUCUUUUUUUCAGUGCUAAUUAUUUACUGUAUUUUGAUUUGAAUUUUGUGAGCACAGUGAGAGUGCAAGUAAUGUACAAAAAUACAAAAGCAUUUGCCAUCUUUUAUUGUCUACUUCUAUUACUACUGUAUUCUGGGAAAAUUAAAAAAUAUUGUAAAUAAUCAGAAUUUUAUGCAUGAUGUGGAAAUAAAUAUUUGAAAGGUAGUUAGCAAAACGAAAA
Molecule: messenger RNA, 3172 nt
Organism: Neoarius graeffei (lesser salmon catfish)
Lineage: Eukaryota; Metazoa; Chordata; Actinopteri; Siluriformes; Ariidae
Gene: sack1c
Product: family with sequence similarity 83 member C
Exons: 4
Coding region: 185-1912 (575 amino acids)
Source: RefSeq, a predicted model, not a curated record